Molecule: messenger RNA, 2148 nt
Organism: Parnassius mnemosyne (clouded apollo)
Lineage: Eukaryota; Metazoa; Arthropoda; Insecta; Lepidoptera; Papilionidae
Source: the annotation of a GenBank genome assembly
AUGGUUGCAGAAACAGAGAAACCACCUAUACAAUUAGAUGUUUUGAAUUCAUUUCACGGAGCGAAUUAUAUCACUACCAUUGACUUAAAUAAUGCAUAUUUUCAAAUUCCGAUAAAUAAAGAUGGUAGAAAAUAUACUGGAUUCACAUUCAAUGGAAAGUCAUAUGUAUAUAAUGUUUUGCCGCAAGGAUUAAAAACAUCAGUAGGAAGCUUUAGCAGAGCCAUGAAUUUAAUAUUAGGACCAGAAGUCCAAGAAUUUUGUGUGAACUAUUUAGAUGAUCUAGCCAUUAUUACAACAGGAACGUUAGAUAAACAUUUGGAGCACAUUGAUAUUGUUUUAAGUAAAUUGAACAAAGCUGGCUUAACGUGUAACUUGCAGAAAUGUGAAUUUAUUUGUAAAGAAAUUAAAAUGCUGGGUUUUAUAAUUUCAACAGAAGGCAUAAAGACAGAUCCCGAUAAGAUUCGAGCGAUCCAAGAGUUUCCAGCACCUAAAAAGAUUAAACAAUUAAGGGCCUUUUUAGGUCUAUGCAAUUUUUAUAGAAGGUUUAUACCAAAUUACAGCGAGAGCAUAAUACCGCUCUGUGAAUUACUUAAAAAGGGACGAAAGUUCCAAUGGAGCGGUAAAGAACAGAAGGCAUUUGAUUUUAUAAAACAACAAUUUAUUAAUACAAUACAAUUGCAUCAUCCAGACUUUACUAAGCCGUAUUAUUUACAAACAGAUUGUUCCGGUGUGGGUAUGGCCGGAGUACUAUAUCAGAUAGAUGAUAAUAAUGAAAUGAGAAUUUUAGGCUAUCAUAGUAAAGCCUUAAAAGGCCCCGAAUUAAAUUGGUCUGUUACUGAACAAGAGUUUUAUGCUGUAAUAAGCUGCCUAAAGAAAUUUGAAACAUAUUUGAGGGGCAGUAAAGUAAUAAUACUAACUGAUCAUAAAGCAUUAUUGUUUAUUAAUAAUAUGAAGUUAUUCAAUGGUAGAGUAACCCGAUGGAUUUUGUAUAUAGAACAAUUUAAUUAUGAAGUACAGCAUAUAUCGGGUAGACGUAAUAUUGUUGCAGAUGUGCUAUCACGUUAUCCUCCUGAUGGCGAUUUAAUACAAGAGGAUAAAAAUAAUAGUUUAGAAAUUGCUUACACAGAGAGCGAACCGAAUAUUGAGUUGAUAGAAAAAUUAAAAUCCUUAUCAGUAUAUCAAUUACAAGAUUCAGAGUCGUUGGCUAUUAUUGAAAAGUUAAAGACAUUAAAUACUUCCAUAAUAAAACAAAACAAUAAAUUUAAAAGAUAUAGUUUGAAAAUUGAUGUAUUAUAUUACAAAACGAAUUUACAAGAAGUAACAUAUUUACCUAAAGCAUUGAGACAAGAUAUUAUAAAUCAAGUGCAUGUCGAAAUGGGUCAUCAAGGACCCUAUAAGGUAAUUAAAUAUGUGAGAGACAGAUUCUUUUGGAAAGGUUUAACAAAAGAUAUUAAAAACCAAUUAAGGGCUUGUCAUUUAUGUCAGUUAUCUAAGAAAAGCAAUAUAACAUAUGUGGGUCCCUGCAAAUCUAUAAUAACAGAAAACAUUGGCGAUAUAGUCAUGGCAGACUUAUAUGGACCACUUGUAUCAGGUACCUUUGGGUACACUUUCAUAUUUGUCAUUCAAGAUUCAUUCAGUAAAUUUAUCAAAUUAUAUCCUUUAAAACAGUCAACAGCAAAGUCUGUUGUAACAAAAGUAAAGCAUUUUGUUGAGAUUAUAAAGCCCAAGGCAAUAAUGACAGAUAAUGGAAAACAGUUCGUAAGCUUCACGCCUUGUGAGAUUCUUUAUGGUGAGUCUAAUGAGAUGUCUUUUGACAAAGUAAUUUCCAAAAGUAAAGACAAACAUAAUGUCGAACAAAUUAGACAACAAAUGCGUAAAAAUUUAAAAGAGGCAAGUCGAAUAAGAAACACAAAAUUUGAUAAGCGAAAUAGAUUAAUAAAAUAUAAUAUUGGUGACUUAGUAAAAAUUUCAAGAUCUAGUAGAUCAGACGCUGAUAAUAAAGUUAUUAGUAAGUUCAAUUUCGCAUAUGAAGGACCUUAUGUAAUAGCAGCCGUACCAUUUGACAAUGUAUAUACCUUAGCAAAUCCAGAGACAAACGAAAUUAGAGGAAUUUUCAAUGCUAUUCACUUAUUAAAAUAUUUUAAAUAA